GUCAGUCUUGUCAAUUGUCAUCGUGGUCCAGUCGGGUCCAGUCCUGAGUCCGUGAUAUUAUUUAUUACCUAGGUAGGUACUUGCUCUGUGUGAUAAUUCGCAAAUCGAAGCAUCAAAGCCGGAUUUUGGAAUCAGCCUUUGCUGGCCUUUGCCCUUUGAAAGUUGUGUAGGAACCUUACUCAAGUAAACAAUCAGGAUGUAUAAAAUGAAAAGUAUUAUCCCGAUUGAACAAUCUAUAGAUUUACCAACAUGCAUGUAUUAUAUGAAGAAUCCCAACCAGCAGGUUGUUGCUAAUGAUGACAUACAAUUGAAUAUUCGUGACCAGGUUAUGAGAUUCCUUAAGAGUGCACCAAACAACAAAAUGUUGGAUCUUGAAAAUAGGCAAGAUCAGCUGCUCAAAAAACUGGAUAAGCUUUAUGAGAAAAUCCAAAUAAUAAGUUCUUCCUGCAAAUUGAAUGGCACUGUUCAUAAUAAAGUCAAGCCAUGCUCCAAAAUAUCUCAGAUAAAACCCGAGGAAUUGGUGUUGGUAUUAAGUCCAGAUAAUUUACCAUGGUUCUUGGUUAAAAUUUUGAAGGAAAAUUUGGAUUUAAACUUUACAUGGCACAUUCAUUCUUCUACCCCUUCCAACAAAAUUCCAAAAAUUAAAUCAUUCUUUGAAAAGGUGAAAUUUGAAAACACUGAUGGAAAAGUCAACCUAAGACUGAUUUUUAAGUAUGAGUCAGCUAAUACAGAAUUGAGAAUUUCAUCAUUGGGAUUACCAAUACUAGGAAAUGUAAAUGUAUUGAGGUAUAUUUGUGAGAUAUUCCCAAACACUGUUUCAUAUGAUUUUAAUGAUUAUGCAGCUGAGAGUUUAUUGGAUACUUGUUAUUUACUUGAAAAUUCUUCAGAGAAACAAAAGCAAGUCCACUGUCAAAAAUUAUUUCAAAAUGGUAGUCAAUGGAUUUAUAACAACAAAUUUAGUAUCAUUGACCUUGCUGUAUAUAAUGAAGUAAAGCAAUGGAAUAAUGUACCAAAAAUUGUACCACAGCAGUGGUUGGUUAAUUGUGAGAAGUGCAUAUUAUAAUUUAUAAAGUACCUAGUAUCUAUAUAGGUACAUAAUAUUUACAAAUGCUGACAUUUUGUAUUUGUUUCAUUAAAUAUAAGUCUUUUAUAAUCCG
Colias croceus (clouded yellow) is the source of this 1157-nucleotide messenger RNA. RefSeq lists its product as uncharacterized. Gene Ontology annotation, cellular component: aminoacyl-tRNA synthetase multienzyme complex. NCBI's taxonomy places the organism in Eukaryota, Metazoa, Arthropoda, Insecta, Lepidoptera, Pieridae. The coding region runs from base 197 to 1063 and encodes 288 amino acids. The transcript has 5 exons. The record is from RefSeq and is a predicted model, not a curated record.